This is a messenger RNA of Dentiscutata heterogama, 645 nucleotides long. Lineage: Eukaryota; Fungi; Glomeromycota; Glomeromycetes; Diversisporales; Gigasporaceae. The record is from the annotation of a GenBank genome assembly.
AUGCCAAAAAGAACAACCUUAAUGGAUACACAAAAAUUUGAAUUCUGUGUCUACACCCGUGAUAAUAAGAGAACCCACCCAGAAUAUGUGAAGUGGAUUAAAGACAAAUGGAGGGUUAAAAUUAAUGAGUCUACGGUCACUCGAAUCUUACAAACUAAGGACCAACGACUUUCAAAUGAAAUCGUAAAUCCAGAUGCCAAUGCAAAUCUUUCAGAUGAUCUUCAUGAAGCUGGUGAUUCAAGGCUUGAAAAUCUUAUUAGGUCACUAAAUACUCUCUGUCUUCCAAAUGCAAUGGAAACUGAUGAAUUCUUAAAUUUUAAUGGUGAGGAGAUUGUUUACGAAGUUUUCCCGGAGGAUCAAAUCAUUAAGGAGCUAGCUUAUAUGUUCAGAAAUGAUGAAAGUAUUGAAGUUAUGGAUGAAGGAAAUAUUGAGGUAAUGGAUAAAGAGGAAGAUGAUAGUGUGGAACCUGCAGUUGUUAGUGGUAGUUCGGCAUUGAAUAGCUUGAAAAAUGUUCGGAUGUUUUUACUUCAGCAGGAAGGCUUGGAUGAUCAAUUAAAAUCAAUUAAUUUUCUUGAGAAAUUUAUUAGAAAAAUGAUGUCAAGUUCUGCUCAGCAAACUUGCAUAGAUGAAUAUUUUAAGACAUAA